AUGCAGAGGCCUGGGGAGCCCGGCGUCGCGCGCUUCGGACUGCCCGAGGGUUGCGCCGACCACCCGCCGCAUCGCUACCGCAGCUUCAUGAUCGAGGAGAUCCUCACCGAGCCGCCGGGGCCCAAGGGCGCCGCGCCCGCCGCCGCUGCCGCCGCCGCCGCGGGCGAGCUGCUCAAGUUCGGCGUGCAGGCGCUGCUGGCGGCGCGGCCCUUCCACAGCCACUUGGCCGUGUUGAAGGCGGAGCAGGCGGCGGUGUUUAAGUUCCCGCUGGCGCCGCUGGGCUGCUCCGGGCUAGGCUCCGCGUUAUUGGCCGCAGGGCCUGGACUGUCCGGCGCCCCUGGCGCGCCGCACCUGCCUCUUGAGCUGCAGCUCCGCGGAAAGUUGGAGACGCCGGGCACCGGGGAGCCGGGCGCCAAGGCCAAGAAGGGGCGUCGGAGCCGCACGGUGUUCACUGAGCUGCAGCUGAUGGGCCUAGAGAAACGCUUUGAGAAACAGAAGUACCUCUCCACCCCAGACAGAAUAGAUCUCGCUGAAUCCCUGGGCCUGAGCCAGUUGCAGGUGAAGACGUGGUACCAGAAUCGGAGGAUGAAAUGGAAGAAAAUAGUGCUGCAGGGCGGCGGCCUGGAGUCUCCCACCAAGCCCAAGGGGCGGCCCAAGAAGAACUCCAUUCCCACGAGCGAGCAGCUCACGGAGCAGGAGCGCGCCAAGGACGCAGAGAAGCCGGCAGAGGCGCCAGGCGAAACCAUCGACAGGAGCCGCGAGGACUGAGCGCGCAAAGCGUCGACCGAGGCUCCUUCCGCCCGCUGGAAGCCGAGAGCCGG
Messenger RNA from Neogale vison (American mink), 821 nucleotides. It is a transcript of the gene BARX1, whose product is annotated as BARX homeobox 1. The coding region runs from base 1 to 768 and encodes 255 amino acids. Gene Ontology annotation, cellular component: nucleus. The transcript has 4 exons. NCBI's taxonomy places the organism in Eukaryota, Metazoa, Chordata, Mammalia, Carnivora, Mustelidae. The record is from RefSeq and is a predicted model, not a curated record. Gene Ontology annotation, biological process: regulation of transcription by RNA polymerase II. Gene Ontology annotation, molecular function: RNA polymerase II transcription regulatory region sequence-specific DNA binding; DNA-binding transcription factor activity, RNA polymerase II-specific.